AUGGUGCAGGAUGGAGGAGAGAAGGAUAUGGUGCAGGAUGGAGGAGAGAAGGACAUGGUGCAGGAUGGAGGAGAGAAGGAUAUGGUGCAGGAUGGAGGAGAGAAGAACAGGGUGCAAAAUGGAGGAGAGAAGGACAUGGUGCAGGAUGGAGGAGAGAAGGAUAUGGUGCAGGAUGGAGGAGAGAAGGACAUGGUGCAGGAUGGAGGAGAGAAGGACAUGGUGCAGGAUGGAGGAGAGAAGAACAGGGUGCAGGAUGGAGGAGAGAAGGAUAUGGUGUAG
Messenger RNA from Pelobates cultripes (western spadefoot toad), 279 nucleotides. NCBI's taxonomy places the organism in Eukaryota, Metazoa, Chordata, Amphibia, Anura, Pelobatidae. The record is from the annotation of a GenBank genome assembly.